AUGGUCUUUUCUUCUUCUUCUUCUUCUUCUUCUUCUUCUUCUUCUUCUUCACCACCUCCGCCUCUUCCUCCCCUCUUCUUCCCCUCUUCUUCUUCUUCUUCUUCUUCUUCUUUUCUAUCUUUCUCACAUUCUUUCUUUCUUUCUUUGUCUAAUGAGUCUUUCUUUCUUUCUCUUCUAGAUUAUCUUUCUCACAUUCUUUAUUCCUUUCUUUCUUCUUUUCUUUCAUUAUUCGUUUGCUUUCUUUCUUUCUUUUUUCCAUUUUUCUUCCUUUCUUUCUUUUUUUUCUUUCUUUCUUUCUUUCUGUUUUCUUUCUUUUUUCUUUCUUUCUUCAUUUCUUUCUUUUUUCUUUCUUUUUUCCUUCUUUCUUUCUGUUUUCUUUCUUUCUUCCUUCCUUUCUUCCUUUCUUUCUUUUUUCUUUCUUUUUUCCUUCUUUCUUUCUGUUUUCUUUCUUUUUUCCUUCCUUUCUUUCUUUUUUCUUUUUUCUUUUUUCCUUCAUUCUUCCUUUUUCUUUCUUUCUUUUCUUUCUUUUUUCUUUCUUCUUUCUUUUUUCCUUCAUCCUUUCUUUCUUUCUUUCUUUCAAACUCACUCUACACUUCACUUCGUUUCUCACACGUUGUGUUUUGCUUUUAUUUACAUCUGUUUUCUCUCACCUUCUCACACUCAUUUUUUCUUACUUUUUUAGUCUGUCUUUCUCUUUCUACCCCCCCCCACUCUCUCACACAUUCUUUCUUUCUGCUUUUCCAUUUUUCUCUACUUUGGGUCUUAUCGUGUUUCUCUUACUUCUGCUCUGUCACCCUUGCUUCCUUUUGCUUUUGUCUCUUUCUUCCUCGCUCUCACAUUCUUUCCAAUUCUUUCUUUCUUUUUCUUUCUUUCUUUCUUUCUUUUCCCUUGUUAUUUUUGCUCCAUGUCUUUUCUUUCUUUUCUUUUUCUUCCUUCUCUUUUUUAUUUUCUUCUUUCUUUCUUUCUUUCUUUCUACUGGACUCACUUUCUCGCUUUUGUUUUAAGUUUCUCUCUUUCACACGCUAUCAUUUUCUCUUUCCUUUUUUCUCUCUCUCUCUCUCUCUCCCAGACUCUUACUCUCCCAAUCUCUUACUCUUUAUUUCUUCCCCCCUCAUUAUUUCCUUUCUUCCGCUCUUCUCCCGAUCUUUCUCUCUCUCUUUCUUUAGCUCGCUCAAAAGAGCCCUCUCUCUUUUCUUUUUCAUUCUUUCUACCUCUCUCUCACUCCCUCUUUCAUUCUUUCAUUUUGUCUUUCUUUUUUUCUUCUUUCUUUUUUUAUUUUAUUAUCUCCAUGUUUUUUCGACUAUCUUUUCUCUUCAUUGUAUCUGUUAUGUCCGGCAUUGUGAACGUUAA
Acanthosepion pharaonis is the source of this 1350-nucleotide messenger RNA. NCBI's taxonomy places the organism in Eukaryota, Metazoa, Mollusca, Cephalopoda, Sepiida, Sepiidae. The record is from the annotation of a GenBank genome assembly.